Messenger RNA from Physeter macrocephalus (sperm whale), 1527 nucleotides. It is a transcript of the gene TTLL1, whose product is annotated as TTL family tubulin polyglutamylase complex subunit L1. The record is from RefSeq and is a predicted model, not a curated record. The coding region runs from base 140 to 1411 and encodes 423 amino acids. Gene Ontology annotation, cellular component: cilium. Lineage: Eukaryota; Metazoa; Chordata; Mammalia; Artiodactyla; Physeteridae. Gene Ontology annotation, molecular function: tubulin-glutamic acid ligase activity; tubulin binding. Gene Ontology annotation, biological process: microtubule cytoskeleton organization; protein polyglutamylation. The transcript has 11 exons.
CGCGCCGGGUAGCGGUCCGCGUCCUCCUCUGAGCGCCCGAGCCGCGGCGCGGGGCCGCCGUACUCCGCGCUUCUGGGCGCUCCUCCGCGCUGUGCGCCCACAGGAGGAAGCCACAGGAAAACAAUCUGACAUCAGGAUUAUGGCAGGAAAAGUGAAAUGGGUCACUGAUAUCGAGAAGUCGGUGCUGAUAAAUAACUUUGAAAAGAGAGGAUGGGUCCAGGUGACAGAAAACGAGGACUGGAACUUUUACUGGAUGAGUGUGCAAACCAUCCGCAACGUUUUUAGUGUCGAAACUGGCUACCGGCUCGCAGAUGAUCAAAUAGUCAACCACUUCCCGAACCACUAUGAACUGACGCGGAAGGAUCUGAUGGUGAAAAACAUCAAGAGAUACAGGAAAGAGCUGGAGAAGGAAGGGAGUCCUUUGGCAGAGAAGGACGAAAGUGGGAAAUACCUCUACCUGGACUUCGUCCCCAUCACCUACAUGCUGCCCGCCGACUACAACCUGUUCGUGGAGGAGUUCAGGAAAAGCCCCUCUAGCACCUGGAUCAUGAAACCCUGUGGCAAAGCCCAGGGAAAGGGCAUCUUUCUGAUCAACAAGCUCUCGCAAAUCAAAAAGUGGUCCCGGGACAGCAAAACAUCUUCGUUCAUGACUCAGUCUACCAAGGAAGCCUACGUGAUCUCUCUAUACAUUAACAACCCGUUACUAAUCGGCGGCAGGAAGUUUGACCUGCGCUUGUAUGUUCUGGUGUCUACGUACCGCCCACUGCGCUGCUACAUGUAUAAACUUGGAUUUUGCCGCUUUUGCACAGUAAAAUACACCCCGAGUACCAGUGAGCUGGACAACAUGUUUGUUCAUCUCACCAACGUUGCCAUUCAGAAACACGGGGAGGAUUACAACCACAUCCACGGGGGCAAGUGGACUGUUAACAACCUGCGGCUCUACCUGGAGAGCACCCGAGGCAAGGAGGUGACCAGCAAGCUGUUCGACGAGAUCCACUGGAUCAUCGUGCAGUCCCUGAAGGCUGUGGCCCCCGUGAUGAACAACGACAAACACUGCUUUGAGUGCUACGGCUAUGACAUCAUCAUCGACGACAAGCUGAAGCCCUGGCUGAUCGAGGUGAACGCGUCCCCAUCCCUCACCUCCAGCACUGCCAACGACCGAAUCCUUAAGUAUAACCUGAUUAAUGACACCCUCAACAUCGCCGUCCCUAACGGCGAAAUUCCAGACUGUAAAUGGAACAAGUCACCCCCAAAGGAAGUCCUUGGCAAUUAUGAAAUUCUGUACGACGAGGAGCUGGCACAGGGCGACGGGGCCGACCGAGAGCUGAGAAGUCGGCCGGGCCAGUCGCUGGGGCCCAGAGGGGGCCGAUCGAGAGACUCCGGGAGGACCGUCCUCACAACCUGGAAGUGACCACCAGCGAGAGCAAGACUCCAGCCUGCACCCACCCUUGCUGAAGACCUCUUUUGGAAACUUCCUUUUUCUAGAGCUUUUUUCCUUUCCUAAACCCUGUAAAUAAAUAAAGGCAU